CCUGUCUGUGUGCGGCGGUGCAGCGCGAGCAGCUCAGCUGUUUAAACCUCCGAUGAGUUCAGACAGAUUCAAACUUUUAACUUUGAAAUAAAAAACUGUUUUCUUUGUUGUUUAAAAAAAAAAGUUGUUUCAGAGAGAAGUUGAACUUUUCUUUAACUUUUCCCGAGUUCUUCCGAGUUUCCCUGGGUUUUCGUGCUGCUUUCCCCGGUGUUUGGGUCGGCGAGGAAUGCGAGUGUCGGGUUUUUAAUUUAACUACGGUUCUGGUUCUGGAUUGUUCUGUCGCGUUGAACCGGAGAAAGUACCGGGUCGAGCCGGCAUCACCCGUCCAGUGACGGUGUUAGGAGCCAAACGGAACCCACAGACCGGGUUGAAAUGCCGGGGAUGAGAGGACUAGUUCUCCUUCUCUACCUCCACACAUGUCGGGCCUUCCCCAACAAGCUGCCAGACCUCAGCACCGAGACGCCUGGCCAGUUCACCGACCCGCUGCUGGACUACGAGCGGCUGGAUGAGGAGCUGGGAGGUGGUGGGGGGCGGAACGGGACCGGCGUGGCGGAGGGCUGCGGGCUGUGUGAGCCGGACCUGUGCCCAGAGACCCGGGGCUGCAGGUCCGGCCUGGUGCAGGACUCCUGCGGCUGCUGCAAGGAGUGCGGAAACCUGGAGGGUCAAGCCUGCGACCCGGGGGACCGUAGCGUUUUUUACGGGCUCUGCGGGACCGGGCUGCGGUGCCAGGCGGACCCGCUGCCCGCAGGAGGAGGAGGCGGAGGAGAGGAGGAUGAUGUGGAGGAGGUGUGUGUGUGUGAGGAGCAGGAGGCGGUGUGUGGCACUGAUGGAGUAACAUACAUGAACCUGUGUCAGUUCAGAGAGGCUGCUUUCUCCAAACCAGGGCUCAAGACCAGAGGGAGGGGCCCCUGCAAAACCGUCCCCAUCAUUAAGGUCCCCCCUCACAGCCAGGUGAAUGGGACAGGCAGCAGUCUGGUCUUCCUCUGUGAGGUCUUUGCGUUCCCGAUGGCUCUGGUCGAGUGGAGGAAGGAGGGCCAAGACGUCGUCCUGCCCGGAGACGACCCCCACAUCUCAGUCCAGUCUCGGGGCGGUCCUCUGAAAUUUGAGCUCUCCAGUUGGCUGCAGAUUGAGGGGGCGGGGCCAGAGGACUCAGGGACCUAUCGCUGUGUUGCUCGUAACAACAUGGGGUCAGUGUCGGCCUCUGCUGUACUGGGAGUACUGGGAGCAGCGGAGCUGUCGUCCUACCUGGCCAAUAGUGUGUCAGAGAUGAAGCAGCUGAUGGACGCCACAGACUACGACCAGGACUUUUACUGACCAACGUUGUGAUGUCACUUCCUGCAACUGUUUGGCUUCCCUUCAGCAAAGACAGUAAACGCAUCAUCGCACACACUGGUGGACACAUGAGACGCUCUGACAGGACAGAUGAUCAGAUGCAGAUUCUGCUUCAGGCCAGUUUGUUUCCAGCAAUAUAUUAAACAUAUUAAAAUGUGGAUCAUUAUAUUAUUAUUAUUAUUAUUAUUAUUAUUAUUGUUGUUAUUGUUAUUAUUAUUAUUAUCUCAGUGUAUCCCAACAUUACUCCUAUGUCACAGCGGGUGGUGACACGGAGGCUCAGCAUGUUGAACGUGUUGUUGGUGUUGCAGGGUCGAGCCCGAGUCUCCUGUCGGCUCCGUCACUGUGAAACCAACUUUAUCCCAUAAAUAAAUGUAAAAAAAAAAAAAUUAACAAACUAGUGUUUGUGUUUCCGCUCUGUGCUGCUGCAUCACUGACCAUCAAAUACAUGGAAUAAAUCACACUAUGCAGAUUAGAAACCCGACAGGAAGUUAAACCUCCUCUGAGAGCACCAGCAGUGAUGAAAUACUGUAUGUCUGAGGAAACUGAACCAACAUGUGGUGAAUCUAUUAACCAGCAGAAACUUUGUUUUCCAACAACUCAACCCUUUGUUGCCCUCUGAUAUCGUCCGGAGUUGAAAUUCUUUCUCACAGCGUCAUUGACAGACUUUUCAUCCUAAAUUGCUUCAAAUCUAGUUCACACAUCACAUACUAUGUCAAUAAUACAUACUGAUAAUAAGUUCCCCAGGCCCUGCUGUGGGCCUGAAAAAUGUUUGACAAGAAAAAAAAAGUUUGUGCAACAAUAAUGUCAUUUCUUAGCACGCACUGUAUGUCAUCGUCUGUUUCUGUUUCUAUCCAACUACUGUUACACCUCACAGGAAACUCUUUUACACAUAUUUACAGUUUUGUUUCUGCUGUUUCCACUCAGGUUUUUAAAGGAGCAAACAUAAACAUUUGCUGUAUGUUCAGCUGUCCACAAACUUUUGUCCAUACAGCAUAUUUGUUAUUUUCUGAACAAACGGCAGAACUUUGUCUUUACAGUCGAAACUUUUUCCAACCAGAAUGAAAAACAUAUUUUACCAUGAAAAGACUCAAAUCAAUAACAGACUUUAUAUAUAAAUUGUGUGUGUGUGUGUGUGUGUGUGUGUGUGUGUGUGUGUGUGUGUG
This is a messenger RNA of Perca fluviatilis (European perch), 2495 nucleotides long. It is a transcript of the gene kazald3, whose product is annotated as Kazal-type serine peptidase inhibitor domain 3. The record is from RefSeq and is a predicted model, not a curated record. The transcript is spliced from 4 exons. Gene Ontology annotation, molecular function: insulin-like growth factor binding. Gene Ontology annotation, cellular component: extracellular region. Gene Ontology annotation, biological process: regulation of signal transduction; regulation of cell growth. Bases 373 to 1314 code for a protein of 313 amino acids. NCBI's taxonomy places the organism in Eukaryota, Metazoa, Chordata, Actinopteri, Perciformes, Percidae.